Spathaspora passalidarum NRRL Y-27907 is the source of this 3162-nucleotide messenger RNA. It is a transcript of the gene ZCF35, whose product is annotated as Zcf35p. The transcript has a single exon. Gene Ontology annotation, molecular function: DNA binding; DNA-binding transcription factor activity, RNA polymerase II-specific; zinc ion binding. Gene Ontology annotation, cellular component: nucleus. Bases 1 to 3162 code for a protein of 1053 amino acids. The record is from RefSeq and is a predicted model, not a curated record. Gene Ontology annotation, biological process: positive regulation of transcription by RNA polymerase II; DNA-templated transcription. NCBI's taxonomy places the organism in Eukaryota, Fungi, Ascomycota, Pichiomycetes, Serinales, Debaryomycetaceae.
AUGGAGGAAGAGCGUGUUAUCAAGAAGAGAAACCGUCCUAGUCUUGUAUGCAGCGUGUGCAAAACCAAGAAGAUCAAGUGUGACAGAGGCAAACCCUGCACUCAGUGUAUUAAAAACGGUACUGAAGCCGAAUGCACUUAUGACGAGCGACUUUCCACUUCACGACCUCGAAAGAGAAAACGACCCGAUGCAAGCCAUGUCCUGUCCAAUGAAUCCGUAAGUUCUGAACCAAACACUUCUAAAGAUGUCUGUGUUCUUAUACCUAAGCAUGAAUUGGAGCAGCUUCAAUUAUCGAUCAAGAGAUACGAGACAUCAUUUGGCGUAGGCGAGAGUUCUCAGAGUAUCAGCACUAUUCACACCAACAACACCAACGGGGCUUCAAAUCCAAGUUCACACCCACUGUCUGUUCCCCUGUCGGCCGCACUGGAUGACAACGACGAUGAGGUAGUAUAUAACCGAACCAUGUCGUCUUACCCAAGAGCCAUUUUCUCUCACCAUGAUGAACACUUACCGGGAUACAUCCCCUUGGAGAAUGUAAUGUAUGACAAGUUUGAAGCAUUUGAACCGGAAUUAUCAGUCACCAACCGAAUGAAACUCGCUGAGUUGCCCAAGGACGAGCACUACAUGGUUGGGAUUAACCCCUAUUCUAGCCCGGAUGACGCUAUUGAUUUAGACAAGAGUCAGGCGCGUGGACGAUAUUUCUCCUCGCUUUCGUGGUUGUACAUUACCAAAAAUAGCCAGACGUUGUCGUUGCUUAGGAGUUAUGCAGCUAACCAGAAGAAACAAAUCAAGGGAACUACUGCCGUACCUGAGCCUUGUCCCGUUAGGAAGUAUAUGGUACCUGCGGAUGACAAGAUCAAAUCGACCUUAAACUUGGAUAAUUCCCAACAGCAGCGAUUCCAACAAAAGGUUAAAGAGACGGAUGAUGAUGAUGAGAUACUUCCAUAUGAUGUGAAACAGCUGAUGCAUAUGUGUAACGCUGAUUUAAGCAAUGUUAAUGUCCCAUCUUUCACAUUAGGGUUGACGAUUUUGGGAAGUCCCCGAGAUCGUGAAAUGAACUUGCUACAACAAAUUGAGGCAGCAAUGCCUACUAAAAGAGUAAUUUACUUGUUAACCACCAGAUUCUUUAAGUACUUAUACCCCUUCAUGCCAUACAUCGAUGAAUUUGAUUUCCGACAACAAACGCUGAAGAUAUUGGGAGCAGAAAGCCAAACUGACGUGAAACCUACUGUCAACAUUGAAAAGAAGUUGGAUAUAGCCCAUAUUGGGUUGUUAUUUAUUGUCCUUCGAUUGUCCUACUUGUCGUUAUUCUACAAUCGAAGUUUCCACAAUGAGCAAAUACUAAAGAAGGAAGAAUUGACCCCUGAUGAAAUGGAGAAAAAGACAUUAUUACUCAAUCCAAUUAAUAUCCACAGUGUGGAAAUUGCUCGUGAGUGUUUGCAGCAUUUUCAAAGGUUGGGAAAUGUGACAUUCCCUGUGUUGCAAGGAUCAUUAUAUCUUCGGUUGUACCAUAGUUUUGCUCCGGAGGAAGGUGAUGGAUUAGAUGGAUCUGAAAGUCAGAUAUCUGGUAGUAUACUACUAUCCAUGUGUUACUCACUUGGGUUAAACCGGGAACCGGACAAAUAUCAGAGUCACUUGAAUGAACGAACCAAGAACUUGUAUAGGAAGAUCUGGUUCUAUGUGGUUGCUGCAGAGUAUCUGAAUGCAUACUUGUAUGGAGGUCCAUUGUUUGCUCGUGAAGAAUGUUUUGAUACCAAGAGACCAUUCUUUACACCUGGAAACUCCAAUAUCCGUGAUAUAGAAUUGGAGAAAUCUUGCCAUUCCGUGUUUGCGUUUGGUACCGCAAUGAUCAAGGGUCCUAUCAAUGACAUCAUCAAGCUGUAUUUGAAUAUCGGAAAGCCGAUUAAGGUUAUGGAAUUGACUAAUCAUUUGAACCAUUCUGAACAGGGAGUUGUCAAGAUCAUGGGCAGGGUCGGGGAUUACGUGAAUGUUCUCGAAUCCAAGGAUCAAACGUACCAUACCAACAAGAUUAUGAAGCUCAAUAUCCGUCUCCGUCUCAACUUGUUCUUUGUGGUUAAUUAUUGUAUCUUGUUUAAUUAUUAUGAGUCAAAGAACGCUCGAUUGGGAUAUUUCUACUUGAAAAAACUUAUGGCCGUGCUUUUUGAAGAAACCCUUCCUUAUUUAUUACCAUUGAUUGUCAAGACGAAUGAACUAUUCGGAGAAGGAGCGGAUAUAUACAUCAAUCCAACUAUCAUUCAAGCAAUCAACCGUAUUUUUGACAUUGCCUUGGUUUCGUUGGUACGGACUAAUUUUCUGUUGUAUACGAUGCUGGGUAAUCCUGACCAUCGUUCUCGUCUCAAACACGACCUUGGAUAUCGCGAUAUGUUUAUGGCUUCGCAUAGGUUUAUUGUUUCCAUGGAGAAAUCAUGUCGUAUAUGUCUUGCUGCACUCUCAAUCUUGAGCAGUCGGUACUACUUUGCGUGGGGUUUAGUUAAGAGCAAAAACUACUUUUUGAAAUUAGCUACAAGUCCUGAGUUUUACAAGGAUAAUGCAGAUUGUGGAUUGGAUUUCUAUGAGCCCAAUGCUGAGGAAAUCCACGAAUUAGCAUAUAUUGUUGAUUCACUGAUGGAAAACAUUGAGGAUUUGGUUAACAAUUAUUGCUCCGACCUUGAUUUGCCUUCAUUGUUUAAGAGGCUGGAAAACAGCGCACCUCCACAGCCAGAGCCGCCUCGACCUGAACCAAUGCAUCGCCCAGAAAGUAACGUUAGCCAAUUGUCUGAUUUCAGUACCUCGGGGUUUAACACGCCAGAUUCGUCACAUGGGCUUUUCUUUUCCGGGUUUGAAGAUUUAAAGUUUGACAAUAGUAAUGAGAUCGAUAGUGUUUGGUUGCAAAUGCUUUCCCUGAAGAAUGACCAGUCUGAUAUCCCGAAUGCCAUGUUCAGCAAUCCUUUCCCUAACAAGUAUUCCGAGAAUGUUGCUGACUAUGUAGAGCCAGUAGUGCCAGCACAAUCUCAGACUCUGGCCGAGCCACAAGCUAAUCUAUUGUCGUAUAAUGAAUUGAACCCCCACCGAAUCUUUGAGAAUUUCGUGAGCCGUGAGGAUGGGAAUGACAUGUACAUGGAUUUCUUUAAUGAUUUGCCCUUGGAUCAAGUGUUCCAAUAG